GUGCUAGUAAAUGAUCUAUCAUCAGCCGGUAUACAACUAAGUCUUGGCAUCGGCUACGGGCCGUAGCGACCCACUUUCAUUAUGUCUAAGAUUAAGUGCCUGGUUAGGUUGUAAAACCGAGCCUCGGUAAAAAGUUGGUAGGAAUCCAAUUCUAAAUUUCAUCAUCCGAAACAUUGUUUCUCAUUCAACCAAUAAGGUCACAUCUUAUUCCCAAACUGUCGGCUACGGCUUUCAAUAAUUCAGGGGCUUUGAAGCUUGGUUUGACGAGCUGUGGUCAUAGAUAAGACUAAUAUUGUAGCGCAUUGGAAUUGGAAUAUCGAUGCUUAUUCUUCACUGUUCUUUUGUUUAGCGCGUUUGGAAGAUUGAUCUUACUCAGUAUUACUGAAUCGGUCGACCUCGAAUUGGAAGUCUUGGGGUCCUAGAGUUACAUAUCGCGGGCUUCUUUUUUGUACAACCCGACAGCCCGAAUUGGUAUCAGAAACUCCGAAUUUGGUGAUCUUUUCUUGCUACCCGACCGAUAUAGGCCCAGAGCUUGGAAAGUACCAAGGGAAGAAGUUAGGUACCUAGGUAUCUAAGGGAGGAAAAGGAAAACAAGAAACAAAAAGAGCAGAUCCCAACGAAAGACGGAUAAUAGAAAGAAAUCAAGAUGGGCGAACACCGGCCAACGCUGGUCAGACCGCCUCCGGUAGACGAAUCCAAGGCGCCAAUCGAGAACGCCCUCGAGCUAACUGACCUCAGCAUCAUCGGACCUGAUAUUUUCACCAAUACCCGAGAACUUUGGCAUCCUCCUGGUGCGAGAGGUAUCUAUGGAGGCGCCGUGAUCGCCCAGACGUUAGCUGCUGCCCAGCGCACGGUACCAGAGAACUUCGUGGUACACUCGUACCACUGCUUCUUCGUUCUAGCCGGUGACUCGGCAGUGCCGAUCUUGUACCACGUCGAGCGAGUCCGCGAGGGCCGCUCGUUCUGCACGCGUACAGUCCAAGCGCGUCAACGCGGACAUGCGAUUUUCACUGUUACGUGUUCAUUUGUGCGUGAUGGCAGUGGAGGGAAGGUCAGCGCUGAACACGCAAAACCUAUGCCGAAAGGCGUGAGGGAACGGGCACCACCUGAUGAGGGGUAUGCUGAGCCGGAGUUCUUGGCCCGGAGGAAGAGGGAUGAUCCGUUUGAGACUUAUCGGUGUGGGACUGAGGACGGAGAGGGAAAGGGGGGGGAGGGGGAUAGGCCCGAGAAUAAACGCGUACAACUCUGGGUCCGCGCCCGUGGGAAAAUCAGCGAGGAGGGCGGACAUCGCGCGCAUCUUAGCGCGUUGGCGUAUAUAUCUGACUCCUAUUUCAUCGGGACGAUCCCCCGGAUCCAUCGUUUAUGGCGGUAUCCCGUUCGCGUUGAGGAUUUGCCGAAGUUAGAACCGGAUGUACGUGAGUUUUUGGAAAAGGAGAAUGAGUGGGAGGGGUUUGGUGGUUCGCUUGAAUCGUAUAAGGGACGGCCGGCCGUGGGGAUGAUGGUUUCACUUGAUCAUUCGAUUUAUUUUCAUAAUUCGAAGAAGGUGAAGGCGGAUGAGUGGAUGUUUACAGAGAUGGAUAGUCCUUGGGCCGGGGAUGGGAGGGGUGUUGUUAUGCAGAGGAUUUAUAGUAAGGACGGUACUUUGCUUGCUACGGCUUUUCAGGAGGGCGUCGUAAGGUUAAAGCAGGACGAGCCAGAAACGGAGAAAGCGAAGCUAUGAUAGAUAGACCGGGGCGUCGCAUGGUUACCUAGAAGGGGUUACGCGGAUGUAGUAUUAGACCUGCCAACAACGGAAGCGGCAGCGGCACAGGUGUUGAUGGGUACACGACUUGGGAACUUUUGUCUUGAUAGGGGUUUACCGGCUCGGGUAUAUCGGCGAUGGUCGGAGAAGUCGUACAUAAGAAUUGUUUGCAAAUUUAGAUAGACUAUUUUGAGAUUCAUACCUAUAGAACGUAAUACCAGUUUGUAUAUUUCA
This is a messenger RNA of Hypoxylon trugodes, 1975 nucleotides long. RefSeq names its product Thioesterase/thiol ester dehydrase-isomerase. NCBI's taxonomy places the organism in Eukaryota, Fungi, Ascomycota, Sordariomycetes, Xylariales, Hypoxylaceae. Gene Ontology annotation, cellular component: peroxisomal matrix. Gene Ontology annotation, molecular function: fatty acyl-CoA hydrolase activity. Bases 647 to 1720 code for a protein of 357 amino acids. The transcript has 4 exons. The record is from RefSeq and is a predicted model, not a curated record. Gene Ontology annotation, biological process: acyl-CoA metabolic process; fatty acid catabolic process.